Messenger RNA from Hydatigera taeniaeformis, 495 nucleotides. The record is from the annotation of a GenBank genome assembly. NCBI's taxonomy places the organism in Eukaryota, Metazoa, Platyhelminthes, Cestoda, Cyclophyllidea, Taeniidae.
AUGGCUGCGACACCUAAGACCACUUCGCGUGAGGAAAAGGUGGUAAAAAUUGAAACCUUUAUUAAUGACAGACUCCGGAAAGACCUCAAGCUCACUCUUGAUGCGGGUGACGCCAUCUAUGCUGAGAUUUCUGAGUAUCUCGAGCUGCAGAACCUACUGGAGAAGUUUUCUGAGGUAGGCUUUAGGGAUGACGACAACGAUGGUGCGACCGAGACCAUGGUCGACAUGGGUUGCAAUUUCUACAUCAAGGCUCACAUUCCUUCGUUGGAGCGUCUCUACGUGGACGUAGGUUUGGGCUUCCACGUGGAGCUGACACGUGACGAGGCUUUGGAGUUUGUGCGUCAGCGUGUGGAACUACUUUCCGCGAGAGCAGAGAUCUUCCGCCAGAAGGCAUUUGAGAUCCGUGCGCGCAUCAAGGUGUGCCUACAGGGCCUUCGUGAACUUCAGACUCUCGAUAUGGAACCCCGGCCUGACUUCCGCGACGUUCUCGCCUAG